Molecule: messenger RNA, 1277 nt
Organism: Ochotona curzoniae (black-lipped pika)
Lineage: Eukaryota; Metazoa; Chordata; Mammalia; Lagomorpha; Ochotonidae
Gene: ASCL2
Product: achaete-scute family bHLH transcription factor 2
Exons: 2
Coding region: 268-840 (190 amino acids)
Molecular function (GO): protein dimerization activity
Source: RefSeq, a predicted model, not a curated record
GGGUUAUCGAUACACAUAAAAAGUCGCGCUUCCCGCGCAGGUGGACAUCUGGGAGCGUUCGGCUGCACGCGCGGGACACGAGCGCCCCACGCUCCGCAGCACGUCUUCCUCGCCGCCAUCCACCCCAGCUCUGCGACUCCAGAAGACAUCCCGCCGGGCGGUGCGGGGACAGUUGUCCCCUCUCCAGGACUCGCGUGUCACCCCAGCACUACUCUGGUUCCCCCCGACGCUCCAGGACUGGGGCCGGGGCCAGUGGAUGCGGGCGGGAUGGACGGCAACGCCCUGCCCCGGCCUGCGCGCCCCUCACCCGACGUCCGCGCCGCCCGGCGCAGACCCGCGUCCCCUGAAAUGCUGCGCUGCAGACGGCGGCGGCGACUCGGAGCGCCGGAGGGACCGGGCGACGAGGCGGCCGUGGCGCGACGGAACGAACGCGAGCGCAACCGCGUGAAACUGGUGAACCUGGGCUUCCAGGCGCUGCGGCAGCACGUGCCGCUCGGCGGCGCCGGCAAGAAGCUGAGCAAGGUGGAGACGCUGCGCUCGGCCGUGGAGUAUAUCCGCGCGCUGCAGCGCCUGCUGGCCGAGCACGACGCCCUGCGUGUCGCGCUGGCCCAGGGGCUACUGGAUCCCGCCGCGCACGCCCCGGCUCCCCAAGGAGGACCACCCGCCGCCAUCGCCGCAGCCUCUCCCUCCUGCGCCACCUCGUCGUCCGGCGGUGCGGGCGGCUCCGAACCCGGUUCCCCGCGCUCCGCCUACUCGUCGGACGGCAGCGGCUGUGAGGGCGCGCUGAGCCCCGGGGAGCGCGAGUUGCUCGACUUCUCCAGAUGGCUGGGGGGUUACUGAACGCCGCCCGCCUCGCCGAGCCCAAGCGAGGCCCCCCAUGGACGCACCAACCCGGCGGCCUCGCCUUGGGAGCUCGGGUCUGGCCUAAGCCCGCGUUAGCGCGCUGCCUGUGCCUCCAGCCGCAGCCCUGCAUGUCCCCGCAGCCACCAGAGACCAACCCAGCCAGCGGGGACCUCGCCCACGACGCGUGCCUCCAGCAGCACCAAGCCCGGCCCCGCAGGUGCCUGCAGCUUUCUCCGCCGCCGCCCUGGCUGUCUCGCGUGAUAGGGCAAGGCUACAGCGCUUGGAGACUUUUCCCAGGGGAAUCAAGUUUGAAAGGACCCCAAAGACUGUGCGUUUUCGAACAACGCCGUGACUUGAACUGGCUACUCUGAAAUAGUUAUUUUUGUACCGAGAAUCUUGAGAAUUUGAACACAAUAAAAUGAUCCAUCUCCCUC